Fraxinus pennsylvanica is the source of this 1482-nucleotide messenger RNA. The record is from the annotation of a GenBank genome assembly. NCBI's taxonomy places the organism in Eukaryota, Viridiplantae, Streptophyta, Magnoliopsida, Lamiales, Oleaceae.
AUGUCUACCAAACUGCUUCUAACGUUAGCAAUAUAUCGAAUAAUACUGACGGUUGGAUUAACGUUGGACCCCACGGAGUUGCUACGCCUUGGAUUGCACGGUCAAUUCAGCUUCGACCCGUCCGACGUGGAAACGGCUUCCAAAGACUUUGGUGGCUUGCGGAGAGCCAAUCCAUUAGCCGUUCUACAUCCUUCUUCAGCAGAGGACAUUGUCCGGAUUGUCAAAGCCGCUUUUGAAUCGGCUCAUGGGUUCAGUGUCUCGGCUAGAGGACAUGGGCAUUCUAUAAAUGGGCAAGCCACGGCUACAAAUGGCGUGGUCAUUCAAAUGUGUAGCUCAAGGAAGCCGGCUUUGACUAUAGUUUCGGAGAAAUUCUUGUACGUAGAUGUGUGGGGUGGGGAAUUAUGGGUAGAUGUUUUGAGGUCCACCAUAGAGUAUGGACUUGCACCAAAAUCGUGGACUGAUUACUUGUACCUUUCUGUUGGUGGUACGAUCUCCAAUGCUGGUAUUAGUGGACAAGCUUUCAAUCAUGGCCCUCAAAUUAGCAAUGUCUAUGAGCUCGACGUCAUUACAGGAAAGGGUGAGCUGUUGACAUGUUCAGAAGAAGAGAAUUCAGAUUUGUACCAUGCUGUUCUUGGUGGUUUAGGACAAUUUGGGAUCAUAACAAGGGCAAGAAUUGCCCUAGAAAGAGCUCCCCAAAGGGUUAGGUGGAUCCGGGUAUUGUAUCCGAAUUUUUCAAGUUUUACACAGGAUCAAGAAUAUCUUAUCUCUUUGCAUGGACAACCAGACACCCAUAAGUUCGAUUAUGUUGAAGGUUUUGUAAUUGUUGAUGAAGGAAUCAUCAACAAUUGGAGAUCAUCGUUUUUCUCCUCAAGUAAUCCUUUGAAGGUUUCUUCUUUUAAUGCUGAAGGGGGUGUUUUAUACUGCUUGGAAAUUGCCAAGAAUUAUCAAGAAUCAAAUGCUGAUUCCAUAGAUCAGGAAGUAGAGGAUUUGCUGAAGAAAUUAAAUUUUAUACCCGGCUCGAUCUUCACAACUGAUCUUCCAUAUGUGGAUUUCUUGGACCGGGUUCACAAGGCAGAACUGAAACUCCGGUCCAAGGGUUUGUGGGAUGUGCCACACCCAUGGCUUAACAUAUUUGUACCCAAGUGGGACAAUAAAAGUUCAAUGGUAACACCGGACGAAGAUGUCUUUUACUUAGUAGCGUUCCUCAGGUCAGCAUUGGAUAAAGGCACUGAGACCCAAACUCUAGAAUACUUAACUGAUCAAAACCAUCAAAUCCUACGAUUUUGUGAUAAAGAAAAAAUAAACAUCAAACAAUACCUUCCUCAUUAUACCUCGGAGCAAGAAUGGAUACGCCACUUUGGAGAUAAGUGGGCACAAUUUUCAAAAAGAAAAAUGGAAUUCGACCCCAAGUGUAUUUUAGCAACUGGCCAAAGUAUAUUUGAGCCCUCUUUUAAUCCUAAUAAUAAAGCUUCAAGGAGAUAA